CAUGUAAUCCUGCAAAAUAUUUUAAAAUCAUGUAUAUUGAAAGAUAAUUUUACCGGUACAAAUUUUUAAAAUAAGGGCAGAGCGCGCGCUCCUUUGAAAUGGUUGCCCUGGAAACCUUUAAUUGCGCAAGAGGACAAAUGACUCGACGCUCGGCGGGCAAAAAAAGAGCGAUGUGUUGAAUUUUUAGUUUAUUGUCCCUCAACACUUCAACAGACCCCUGCCGAGUUCAAAGAGUCCCGCGGAGUGUGCUAUAUGAUAAAUGUUUACAACUUUGACCUACAAAAACAUUCUAGUAGUUUAUUUAUCACUCCUAAAUUGAGCAGUAAUGCCCUGUAAAGUCAUUACAUAAAUUAUAUCUAAAUAAACGAUUAAACGCAUGCUAGGUUUUAAUCUUAAAUAGGCUAUUAAAGCUAAAAUAAUUUAAUAAAAAUACAGAGACGGCAGAACAGACCAAAAGUCAACUAUUGCCUUUCAGAUUAUGCCUAUAGUCCGAUAAUGGCCUUAAUCUCGAUUAACCCACUAUUAAUUAAGCCUAUCAAUCAUUACGAUGAGCUCAAGAUCUGAAUGAUCCUUAGAUUAGUCUAUAUUGUGAAGUUUAUUGUUUUCGAGGAGGGGAGAGUUGUUGUCCUAUAGCUCCUCCCUCGUGAUUGUUAAGAGCCGAAGUGAUUCAGUGUCAUUGUUUGAGAGGAGCGGAUCAAACACCUCACACAGAGAGCCUCCUUUUCUCAUGGAAAUAAAGUGUCUGCCUCUCACGGAUGAAGUUUCUGUAAUGCAAAGAAGUCAAGCACACGGGGACAAUUGCUGAGGGAAGCAGGACUGAAGAGCGCGCGGGACACUUUCGAGAUAAUAAACCACAUCCUCUUACAGCAUCUGAAUGAGGACGAUCGUUAAAAGUGGCGUUAUUCCGUGAGAUUUAAUGCGGUACUGCUGAACAUGUUUUACUCUGGACUGUGUACGCUUGUGUUCGGGCUGCUGUGCGUUGUGCGCUCCGCGGGCGCAUCGGCGUGUCCGUCGGGGUGCGAGUGCUCGGAAGCCGCCCUGACGGUCAAAUGUGUUUCUAAAGAUUUGCGGGACAUACCCACUGGCAUCCCGGGAUACACGAGAAAUCUGUUCAUCACCGGAAACCACAUCAGUCGUAUUGGUCCAGAGUCUUUCCAGGGACUGGACAAUGUGACAAAUUUGGCACUGUCUAACAACAGGAUCUCUGAGGUGAAGUCUCAUGCAUUUUCUAGCCUGCGAAGUCUCCGGUCGCUGGACCUAAGCAACAACCAGCUGGCUCUUAUCCAUCCCGAGGCAUUCACUGUCAAGAGCCGCACACUGAAGGAGCUCAACCUUAGCCGAGCUCUCUACAACCAUUCUUCUGUCAUUGAUUUAGCCACGUCUCUUCGCUGGAGCAGCCUGGGUGAUCUGCUAGUGCUGGACCUGUCCAGUAAUGGCCUCGUCUAUUUGCCCCCUGGCAUUUUUUCUCAUCUUGUUGGCUUGCAGAGCCUUCAGCUCGGUAAUAAUUCUAUAGUUGCAAUCCAUAAUGGGACUUUCGCAGGGCUGGAUCAUCUUCAGGAACUUGAUUUAACCCAAAACGCCCUCAGAACAUUGCGGGACGAAGCUCUUAAAGAGUUUGAACACUUUCAUAUGGUAAGGCUCCGCUUGGCAGACAACCCUUACACUUGCGUCUGCGACAUCAAGCCUUUUGCAGCCUGGCUGAAUGUCUCGCGUGCACAUGUGGCGGAUGUGGAGCGCCUCACUUGCGUUUUCCCCGUCGAACUGCAGAACACAUCACUGCUGACGGUGGGCGAGCUGGAGUUGGGUUGUCACAGGGUGGGAGAGACCGACAACAUAGCACUGCAGACCUCUUACGUGUUCCUGGGUAUCGUGCUGGGAUUUGUUGGUCUCAUGUUUCUUUUUGUGCUCUACCUGAACCGCAAGGACAUUAAGAAACGGAUCUACGAAAUGCGAGAUGCCUGCCGGGAAGUGUGGGAAGGAUAUCAUUACCGAUAUGAGAUGGACUCUGAUCCCAGACUGUCACAGGUCUCCACAACGGUCGAUGUGUGACCGGGCGCAAGCUCCUCUUGUGUGAACUUUUUUUACUGCAUUAAUAUGUGAAAAAUGUACAUUUGUGUUUCAAUAUUUAAGUAGUCCUCCAUAUGUACUCUAGCAUGUAAAGUCUUGUUUUUAACAAGCACACCUCCCCCUCAAACUCAGAAUUGGCCCUCGAAAAGCAUUUGCUUUUUAAUCAUUACUGGAUGCUGGAGGAUUAGCCCAAUAAAGGGCAGAAGCCAUAAAGUAAGUCUGACUACCACCAACAAACCCCCCACCACCCUCCAUUGUACUGGAAUAUAGCCCUCAACCUUUUUGGUUUAACUACAGCUUAAGUGCCUUGUUUGUAGGAUUCAGGGGGCUGAACAGAGACAUGGGCGACUCCGAUAUGUACGUGUGUAUGCUAUAGUGUUUAUAAAGUCUGAGGAGCCGUAUAUCGCAUGCUUUCGCAGACCUUUCUUUAUAGAUCCAUAUGAGGUCUGAGAGACCGAGCAACAGAAUUGGCCGUUUUCUGUGGUCCUUUCUGUCCUUCUAUCCACAGGGAGUCUGAGAAGAAUGUGCCGGAUUUUCUCUCCAAAAGCAUUCCAACAUGAGGAUCACCUCCUCUAAGCUCUAGAAGGAGGGUCUUUUGAAGAAAGAGCCCCAGUUUGUUGAAAUAUCUGGCUCUUUUUUCAUUCAAAAGAGACAUUUGGCUUUGUUUUUAUUCUGCUCAUUUUUAUUGUCAGAAUGAUGAGAACCAGCCCUUACGAGGGCCGCUGAGCGAGACCCCUCCUCCUUAAACACUGCAGAGAGGCUGCCGGCUCUUUGAAGGCUCGUUUUCUCAUAUGUUCCCCAGCUUUUUCUGUUUAAGGGACUUUACAGUGAUAAGAUACAGAUGAAACUCGGGCUGUUGUGCAGAAGGGUCUCCUGCUCUGUAUUGAGUACUGCUUCUAACUGUAAAAAGACUGAACCUAAGAAAAGAAAAGUCUCUGUGUUGUCAACUUUACUUGUGUCUGAUGUUUUAUGAUACAAUGACAUGUUUGGACGCAGUGUUUUGGAUUGAGAAAAAAAAUUAUAAUCUGUGGAAAAAUACCAUAACUUUUGUUGUGAUAAUGAAAAUGUACUUGUGCCUAAUUAAUUAAUUACCUGUUAAGAUAUUUGGUACAGGAAGUUUGGGAUUGUCUUCCAUUGUGUUUUAUAGCUUUACACUUAUAUGAUUCAUUUAAAAAUAAAUGAACCUUUAACAUAAAAGAGACAACCUUGUAUGGCAAAAGCAAAAUGUUUACUCUUAAAUUUUCAAGGUAUCCAGCAAAAGACAACAAACUGUCAUGCAUUAAGUUUUCUUCUGGACAGAGAUUGUUUUGCAUGCUUAAAAAUAAAGUUUUUUAAAUUGAAAACUUAAAUUAGCAUGUUGCUUUAGAGCUGUAAUUACUUUUUGUUAACAGUACAGCUCGUAGCCAUAACCUUUUGAGUUUCUUAACAGAAUAUUCCAGUUUCAAUAGUAUAGCAAGUUAAGCCCACACUGUAAAUGAUUGUGUGUAGAAAUUACAGAAUUAAUGUCAGCUGUUUGCUUACUGUAGAUUUAAUUUAAUGUAAUUUACUGGCAACAGUUUGUUCAACGUUAAAUGAACAUUAACAAGUCUUUGUCUUUACAUAAUAAAACUAAACUAACAAACUCAUGCAAAGCAUUCUGGGAACCAAAAUCUGAAGGGAAAAAAACAGAAAAGGGUUGAUGAGGAUUUCUAGUGCUUUGCAUGAGGCUGUUAUUUUAGUUUUAUACUGUAAUGAUGAAGACAUUUUAAUGUUUAAUCUUCAUUUAACUUUGAACAAACUGUUGUCAGUAAAUAACAUGCUGUAGAUUUAUAUUUAAGUUACUGGCAACCAGCUGCUUAACAGCACAUUUUUUAUAGUGCUAACAGUCAACAGCAUUUGUGUUAUAAUGUUGAUUGGUUGCCAAAGAUUGAGAUUACAGUUAGUAUAGAAAUGUAAACAUACAGGUGUUCACAUGAUUUUAGUUGGCAAAAUUUGAAGUUAUAUCCAAAAAUAUCUUUACACAUUUGGCAGAGGCUUUUUUCUAAACGGGUAAUACUGCGUUCGAUACAUUUCUUUCAUCAUUACAUGUGUCCAGCUGGGAUCGAACCCAUGACCUUGGUAAUACUAAACCACAAUAAAUUCAACAUGUAUUUUGUUUACAUAAUUUUUAUAAAAGCUUGGCUGUAAUCAUAAUUUUACUUUUAAAUAAUAGAGGAUGUGUCUUUUGACAUAAUCAGCAUUAUUCCACACAUGCUGACAAUUAACCUUAACUUGUGUUGAUCCUGACAUAUAUAUUGUGUGCCGCUACAGCAAAUACUCCUUCUUUGUGUCCAAAUACACCUCAUACUGUAUGCAAAAAUCCUCAGUGCUGUAUUUAAAAGAAGAAACAGUAGAUUAAUGUUUGGAUGGUCUGCUGCUUCUGAUAAGGUUUUUAGGUGCACUUUUUGGGUGGAUACUUUUUAUUCCCACAAGGUCAAAUGAAGAAAGACAAAAACUAACUUACUGUUUGCCAGGCAGCUCUUUUUAAGUGUGUUAUAUAUACUCAGAAAUGUAUACUUUGUAUGUCUGUAGCACGCACGCACGCACACACACACAAGAACAUACUGUUUUAUAACUAAUGCAGGAUAUGUACUUUCACAGUAUGCAAUUUUGUACGUAAGGCAUGAAACAUGCAAUCUAUUGCUAUUUUCCUACUGUCAUGAUGUCAUUAUUGUAUGGAAUUGUAUGUCAUCAUAAUGGUGUCCCUUACAAUUAUAAAACAUUAACUUAAAGGGGAUAAAUCAUGUAAAUCGGA
Paramisgurnus dabryanus is the source of this 4840-nucleotide messenger RNA. Lineage: Eukaryota; Metazoa; Chordata; Actinopteri; Cypriniformes; Cobitidae. The record is from RefSeq and is a predicted model, not a curated record.